AAUAGAAACAAGAAGCAAUUGCUACUAUUCUGUGAUGAUAUUCGUAUAAUCCUGAGCGCGGUCAUGUCACUCAUGCUCUCUUGAUCUUUAAGAGCCCUUGUAUAUACAUUGUUGGCAUAUGAUGUAUAAAGAAUAUCUUGAUAUAUUGUCAUGAGAGGGACAGAUUAGCGAGAAUGCGCCGUUAUUUUCCUCACGCCCCUCCUGUGCGACCUACCUCCGCCCGAACUAUCGUGGGACUUGAGAGGAGGCACCACAUAUGCACACAAUGUCUACUAUUGGAAAGGACUGCUAAGAGGCAACGGAAUAUUACCAGAUCCCCAAUAGCAGAUCGUAGACCUUCUGUUGUCCCAGGACGACCUACCUUCUCAGCAGGCAGGUUUAGACAGCUAGCAACUGUCGCGACAAGCGAUGUAAAGAAAGACAACGACCAUGGUCCGAUACAAGAAUAUGACCGGCGAGUCAGGGAAGGGCGCCUUCGAGAGGAUCAGCACCAGCGCGGGAUAAUACAGAGCUUGCAAAAUCUGCACGAAGACCUAGUCCACUAUCGAGCACCGCCGGUCGUUCACCCGAGCCUCGAAACCUUAAAGCCCACCAAGUCACUGUUCUCUUGGUUUGGGUCGAAACCAGGCAAUAGGGCUUUACAGGAGAUUCCAGCUAACCUACCACGGGGCUUGUAUUUGUAUGGUGACGUGGGGAGCGGGAAGACCAUGCUGAUGGAUCUGUUCUACGAUACGUUGCCAAGUUCCGUCAGGUCAAAGACGAGGAUACAUUUCCACAAUUUCAUGCAGGAUGUGCACAAGAGGCUGCAUCGGAUGAAGAUGGAGCAUGGAAUCGAUAUAGAUGCCGUCCCAUUCGUAGCGGCGGAUAUCGCAGAGCAGGGAAAUGUACUGUGUUUUGACGAGUUUCAGUGCACCGACGUAGCUGAUGCGAUGAUUCUGCGAAGACUUUUAGAAUCUCUGAUGUCUCACGGGGUUGUUCUCGUCACGACCUCGAACCGGCACCCAGACGAGCUCUACAAGAACGGAAUACAGCGCGAGUCUUUCAUCCCGGCCAUCCAUCUUCUCAAAUCGCGGCUGCAUGUCAUCAAUCUUGACUCACCAACUGAUUACCGCAAAAUCCAGAGACCGCCGUCAGGGGUCUACCAUACACCGCUUGACAGCCAUGCGGCCUCGCACAUAGACAAGUGGCUCCGUUUUCUAGGUGACCCAGAUAACCCGGAGCCUCGGCCGGAAACGCAGAAGGUAUGGGGUCGCGACAUCCACGUGCCGAGAGUCAGUGGCCGCUGCGCCUGGUUCACUUUCCAGGAGUUGAUCGGUCAGGCGACGGGAGCUGCCGACUACCUCGAACUGAUGCGCUGUUACGAUGCGUUUAUAAUAUCCGAUGUUCCUGGCAUGACCUUCCGAGAACGUGAUCUUGCGAGACGAUUUAUCACCUUCAUAGAUGCUGUCUAUGAGUCACGUGCCAAGCUCGUUCUUACAACAGCCGUUCCCCUAACGGAGCUGUUCAUCUCCCCAUCAGAGUUACGGGAAUCUUUGAAAAGGGAUGGGAAGCCCGUAGAUGACGAAGACGACGAAUCUACUAGCCAUGCUAUGCAGCAUAUGCUGGAGGACAUGAAUAGCAACAUUGACCAGCUAAAAAACUCAAGUCUCUUCUCCGGCGACGAGGAACGUUUCGCGUUUGCUCGAGCGCUUUCGAGAUUAACGGAGAUGUCAAGUCAAGAAUGGGUUGAACGCGGUAUGGGGCUGGAACAAUCAGGAGGGAAGAAAGAGAGAGACGACUGGGUGAAAGCUAGGAGUCGACAGAUGGAGGAUAGCAUGUGAAGCAGCGCGAAGUAUUUAUUUACUCUACUUUUUGGCAUGACCGGCGUUUUGCUUUCUUGGUUUGAUGAGCGAGUUCAACAAAUACACGUAUAGAGCGGUUGGGAAGGCUACGACUUUGUAGUUGGCUGGCUUGAUACGACGGAGAUUACAUAGGUGUGUAUCUUUCACUACGUCACCAACAACAUUAUUGGCACAGGUCAGAUCACGUUCUUGGUCCUAUCAAAGCUUGCGGUUUGCAUAGCACGGUAUACCCUGACAUUGCGCGCAUGGUAUGUAGCACAAGAUGCCACGAGGAAAUACUAUCAAGAUCGGUAGAUGCGUUCUCAAUUCUUUGCGUGACUAAGUUUUGCAAUAUAGGAGUUCUUAGCGAUCUCGAG
Messenger RNA from Annulohypoxylon truncatum, 2197 nucleotides. RefSeq names its product AFG1-like ATPase-domain-containing protein. Lineage: Eukaryota; Fungi; Ascomycota; Sordariomycetes; Xylariales; Hypoxylaceae. Gene Ontology annotation, molecular function: ATP binding; ATP hydrolysis activity. Bases 174 to 1820 code for a protein of 548 amino acids. Gene Ontology annotation, biological process: protein quality control for misfolded or incompletely synthesized proteins. The record is from RefSeq and is a predicted model, not a curated record. Gene Ontology annotation, cellular component: cytoplasm; mitochondrion. The transcript is spliced from 2 exons.